UCCUUCUCUCCCUAGAAAAGGAAUGGAAGAGAACAUGAUUACUCUCAUCUUCGCAAGGAAACAAGUCUCGAUUUUGGUUGUGAGUAGCCAUAUUGCUCUUUGCCGUUGUAGUGGGAGGGAUGUCAGCGAUGCUCAGCUGUCUGCGCUGAGUACCUGGUAUUCCCUCUUAAUCGGAGGUCAAGCUCAGACACAAGACCAGUUUGAAUGAUGGCCAAGAUGAUGAUCUAGCUGGGUGCAUGAAAAUUCCGAAUACGAGUCAGAUGAUCCUAGGCAUAUCCGGUAACGAUAGAAUUGUAUGAUGUCAUGGAUGUCUUCACACUUGAUACAUUCGUCCUCCAAUAUUCAUGUCGAGUAUUGCGAUGUGUGACUUGGGAUCAGGUUUCAAGUGGUUUUUAAAGACAUGGUUGGGUUUCCUCACGGUCAUCGUCAUAUCACCCUCAAGUCUCCCAAGUCUCCGGAGGGGCUUAUCGUGCAAUACUGGGACAGCGGGGCCGCGAUGCGCUCGGACAUUCGGAUGAUCACAACCGCCUCCCCCCUUGUCUUGCGGACCAUGAGCACCAAUUGGAAUCUGUGCCAUGUAGGAUCAAUCAUCAGGCAGCAGUAUUCAUAGACCCCGCAGUUGCUCACACUUCUUCUCACCGACUCUCCUCAGCCCAGCUUUGGCGCCCAGCAAGCAUCCAACUUCUUCUCUCCUCCGCGUCUGUGAUUCCACUUCACAACAACAUGCCGUUAUCCAUUGUUGAAUGCCUCCCUGCGGAGCUGAUCCAGCCCAUAUUUCGCCAGUCUGGCUACAAUGUCUCACUACCCCUCGCUUCGCCCCACAUCGCCGCCAAGUUGUCCGGCGAACGCAUCUACAACGAAGUCUGCGACCACCACUUGACCACCCAAGAUCCGCUCGAGCGCGUCCAACGGAAGAUCAACCAGACCCGUAUAUUUGCAGCGAAAUGGAUGACCUGGGAUUAUUUCAAGUCGUGGGUCCUUCGCCAGUAUGAGCCCAAGCGCUGCCUGUGCGGCAGGACCGAGGACGACGGGUGUUGGGAUAGGCAAUGGCCCAUCAAUUGGCAGGACGUCUCGCAAAUGCCUUUCAGCCGCGCUCAUUUGCCUGAGCUCGCUUGGGUCAACGGUCGUUUACCUCGCAAGCUCUUCGUGGGCAAAUGGACCCAAGAAAAAAUCGAGUUCCUGCGAUUCUUGCUGUGGAUCACCAGCAUGACCGUCGACUGGCGCGAUGAUGAAAUGCGCAAUAUAGUCGUCCAGAGCAGAAAGAACGCAAUCCUGCAGGGCAGUCUGGAUGCCGUGGAGCUCUUCAACCACAACCGACGCCUAGGCAAAACCCCAGACCUGGCGUGGGUCCUCUUCACUGUCAUCGAAGGCGGUUGCAAUCGUUCUAUUGUAUACGAUACUAUGGCCACAGCCUAUACAUUGGGCGGACGCGAAGAUUGGGCUAGUGAUGAGUUGGACAAGUGGUGCGCGUCUCGCGUCGAAGCGGGUGACCCGAAAGGCGCUUGGCUACAACAGAAACUUGAAGGGCUUCGCGCAAAGCCUAGCAAAGAACUGCCCUCGCAAGCAUCGCAAGCAUCGCAAGAUCCGCAAGGUUCAAAAGCGCCACAAGAGCUACAGGAGGGCGGAUCCAAGCCACCGACCGAGACCCGACACAUAGACCCAAAGGAGGGGUCUUACGAGGCGGAGGGCGACAACCUGGUCGUCAACAACCUCAAAUGGAAUGAGACUAAGGCGUUCGUCGGCUGGAAUGUCCGAGUCUCUGGAACGAUAGACGGAACACCACUAUACCUUCUUCGCGGUAUACACCAACGAUUUGGGCUUCGAAUAGCCAGAACUUGGAAUGGCUCCAACGUGGGGGAGGCUCAUGCACGGUCCUUGUUCCAAUACCCAUGGCCUGAAGCCAAAGAGACUGGACUAAUAUCGGGACCUCCGGGUUCUACUAGUUGA
This is a messenger RNA of Periconia digitata, 1947 nucleotides long. NCBI's taxonomy places the organism in Eukaryota, Fungi, Ascomycota, Dothideomycetes, Pleosporales, Periconiaceae. The record is from the annotation of a GenBank genome assembly.